AUGUCUAGCUCGGAUUCUUGUGUGACAACAUUUAUAAUCGUCUCGAGCGCCAAGCGCUCAAUCAAGGUUGUUGGAGUCAACGCGGUGACCUAUAAUCUUGGAGCCCAAGGCUAUGCAUCUUAUGGCGAAUGGUAUCUCCACGAUAAUGGAACGCAAGCUUUCGAUGAUAUCUUCACCAAUGGUGAGAUUCGCCUGGAGAAUCUAUCCGUCUCCAGCAAUUACACUACUGGUCGUGUUUCAUUGGAGAACGUAACAUCAAGUGACCUUCGCAAACGCACUACCUGGGUCCAUAAUGAGGUCGAAUUCGAGUACCAUUCCCGCGCCGGCGUUUGCAAGACGCGCUUGACCAAGGCUCAGCUAAGAGAGGGCAUUGAUGCGCAAUUGACGAAAAUGUCGAACGAGAAACAACGUUGCUCGUGUUGGACAUACACGGGUAAUCAUGGCUGGUACGGCGAGCUUAAAUUGAUGAAGAUUGAUAACGGAGACGUCAAUGAAAGUGCUAUGCCAAGAAGUGCAAUGCAGAUUAAAGGGCUGUAUACAGAUUACACAUGUUUGCUAUUCCUGUUAUCUCCACCUUGGAGUAGCAGUAUUGGGGUGUGA
Messenger RNA from Penicillium crustosum, 600 nucleotides. RefSeq lists its product as uncharacterized. NCBI's taxonomy places the organism in Eukaryota, Fungi, Ascomycota, Eurotiomycetes, Eurotiales, Aspergillaceae. The record is from RefSeq and is a predicted model, not a curated record. The transcript has a single exon. The coding region runs from base 1 to 600 and encodes 199 amino acids.